AUGAAUUCACAGACAUUCCCUCUUCUAAUACCCGAAGACACGGAAGGAUCCUCUUACCUUGGAUUUAUCACUAUAAAGGGUCUAGAGAUUCCUUUCGGUAUACAUAUCGACCAACGUAAUGCGAGCAAUCUAAAGAACGCGAGCUUACGAGGAAGCCCCGAGCUUUGUAGGCUAGUGGCUGGACAGGAACACCGACUGGAACAGUGCUCCACGCUGGAAGAAUUCUUGAUUGAUCUGAAAGAUCUACUUGAACAAAUAGUAACAAAGGAUGAAAACGAACUAAUGUGCUCUAGUACAUAUUAUUCUACCUUAUUGGAAGAACUAGACGCGAUUGGAUGGGAUAAGUUGCAAUCGAUUGACCAUGCGCUCAAGAAUAUAUCGCUUCGGAUAAAUGAUUCGUCAGGCAGACAGCAUACAAUAAAGGUCGUACUGCCUUCUUCCUACCCAUCCGAUCCACCUGUCGUACAUGUCGACUUGCCGACAUCGAUAUCAGUUUCGUUGCAUAGCAAAUCUGGUCUACGGAAGAUGAUAUCAUUAUUUCAGGAGGAAGUCAAACAGUUUCAAGAUCUUUGGCUGUUGUUGGAAGACUUUGAUAAUCAUACUUGGGUAUUGGAACCAGAUAAGCCCAAGCGGAGUGAUUUAAUGCGAAGAAUAGCACUUGGCAAUCAUUGUUCGUUACAGAUUGAUGUUGAUGUUAAGAAUCCAAGAGGAAUCUGCGAGUGUAGACUAUUUGGAAGUGAGAAGACGGUUGGUCCACUGCAAGAUCGUUUGAAUAAGAAUCUUAUGACGUGGGAUCAGUCAUUGACGAUUCGUCAAAAUUUGGAAGCCAUAUUAGAGAUGAAAUUCCCUUCGCCAUUGACCACUUCAAAAUCGGAAUUCAACGUUGAGUGCGGAAUCUGCUAUUCUUAUAGAUUGAACGAUGAAAUUCCGUCGCAAACAUGCAGUAACGACAAAUGUGGACAGCCGUUUCAUCGAGCUUGUUUGUAUGAGUGGCUGCGUGCAAUUCCCACUACUAGACAGAGUUUCAACAUGUUAUUUGGUAAUUGUCCUUAUUGUGAUGAUAACAUUACGACGAUGAUUGUAGAAAAAUGA
This is a messenger RNA of Paraglomus occultum, 1092 nucleotides long. The record is from the annotation of a GenBank genome assembly. Lineage: Eukaryota; Fungi; Glomeromycota; Glomeromycetes; Paraglomerales; Paraglomeraceae.